Alosa sapidissima (American shad) is the source of this 1134-nucleotide messenger RNA. Its product is annotated as B-cell receptor CD22-like. The record is from RefSeq and is a predicted model, not a curated record. Lineage: Eukaryota; Metazoa; Chordata; Actinopteri; Clupeiformes; Clupeidae. The transcript is spliced from 7 exons. The coding region runs from base 1 to 1092 and encodes 363 amino acids.
AUGGUGCAAAGUGCCGUGUCCGUCCACCUGGUCCUGACGCUCUCUUUGAUCCGAGUGGCUAAAGUGUUUUGGGCAAAAGAUCCACAGCCAGACACAGAACGCACUGAUCUGUCUGAUGACCCAGAAUAUAAGAGUCGAAUGUUGUACAGUGGAAAUAAAAAUUGUACAAUGACUCUGAAGGAUAUGAAACUUGCAGAUGCAGGAUUUUAUCACCCAAGGAUUGUUACUGAUAAUGCUAAAGAAAAAUGGCUCGGACAACCUGGACUUCAUUUGUUCAUCACAGAGCUCUCUGUGUGGAUCCCCAGGCCAGUGGUUGAAGGUAGUGAGGUGAAGAUGAGAUGCAACAACUCCUGUUCUCCCGCUCAGAAACCCACAGUGAUUUGGAGAAAGAAUGGUGUAGAUGUAUCUGGUCAACAAACAAAACAUGACCAACUUAUCCUUGGCAGAGUCAGUGUUGAGGAUGAGGGCAACUAUUCCUGUGCCCUGAAGGGCUUUGAGGGGCAUCCAUCUAAACCUGUGAAACUAAACACUAUGUUCUCUCCAAAGAAUACCAUAGUGUAUAUCAUGCCUGCUGACAGGAUAGUCAAGGGACGUUACGUGACUCUGACCUGCAGCAGUGAUGCCAACCCACCAGUGCAGAGCUACACCUGGUUAAAGGUGAAUGAGUCCACUCCAGUAGGAUCAGGACAGCAGUACAGCAUCACUAACAUCAGCUCUGAGGAUGAAGGACUGUACUACUGUGAGGCCAGCAAUAAAUAUGGAGCUGAGAACUCAACUGUCAUAACAAUCACAGUUGAAGUAGAUAACACCCUUAUGAUCUACAUUGUGAUUGGAGUUUCUUCUGGUUGUGGAUUUCUGGGACUGCUGUGUGCUGGCUGCUUCAUCAGAGUCCGAUGUAGAGCUGAGAAGUCUGAGAACACAAGCCGACCAAGUCCACACAAAAUGAAGCCAGAGGAAUCCAAUAGAACGGACGACUGUGAUUAUGAAGACUGCACGUUUGACAACACCACUGAUAUGGAUUGCGUGUACCAGAACUUUAAUCCAAAUACUCAUGGCUAUGAUGACGAUGAUGAGGUUUAUCAAAAUGUUUAGAUUCACAAGUUAUCCAAAGGCAUAUUGUAUAACCAAGUCACA